This is a messenger RNA of Amaranthus tricolor (Joseph's coat), 3221 nucleotides long. RefSeq lists its product as uncharacterized. The transcript is spliced from 19 exons. Gene Ontology annotation, cellular component: nucleus. NCBI's taxonomy places the organism in Eukaryota, Viridiplantae, Streptophyta, Magnoliopsida, Caryophyllales, Amaranthaceae. The record is from RefSeq and is a predicted model, not a curated record. Bases 193 to 2847 code for a protein of 884 amino acids.
UCACAUUCAAGCAAACAUUAAACCCGUUAAACCCUUUCCGUGUUCUUCUUCGUCUGCUGACUGCUGUUCUAACCCUCCAUUAAACCCUCCCCACAACUAACUUCAAACCAUAUAUAUUAUUUGGUAUCGCAAACCCUAAGUUUACGUAAACAGGAAAACGACUAUAAUCUUCAAAUUCAAAACUAAGUUGACAUGGGUCGUUCGAAGGCAUCUUCAAAGAAACCCCAGCCUCGUGGUGUCGAUUUCAAGAAAUUCAAAAAGAAGUUGGGCAGGAAGUUACCCCCGCCAACCAAUGCGACUAACACUGAAAUUAAAUCUAAAGCUAUAAUUCUUCCGGAACAGAGUGUGGCGUUGGAUAAGGAGGGUUUAGCUGUGAGUAAAAAAGGACUGACAUUGAAGGAACUGUUACAGCAAACAUCUCAUCACAAUGUCAAAGUUCGUAGAGAUGCAUUGCUAGGUAUUAGGGGAUUGUUGCUUGAAUUUCCAACCGAGUUAAAGUUGCAUAAGAAUGCCAUUAUCGAGAAAUUGCGUGAACGUAUCAGUGAUGAUGACAAAGUUGUUCGUGAAACACUUUAUCAACUAUUUAAGACCGUUAUUUUUCCAGGAUGCAAGGAGGACAUUCAAGGGGCUCCAAUAUCUCUUUUGAUGGCCUAUAUAUUUAGGGCAAUGACACAUUUAUCAAAUGAUGUUCGCUUUAUGGCAUUUAAAUUCCUUGAUCUCAUGGUUCAGAUUCAUCCUCCUGCUUUUUUCAUGUACACAGACAAGGUGUUAGAUAGUUAUAUGGAUUUACUACAGAAGAACCAAUUCAAUUUAGAGGAUAAAAGCAAGCUUAGGUUUGCUCUUUCUGCACUUGUUCGUUGCUUAUCAUUGUUGCCAUCUAAUGAAAGAGAAGUUCGGUCUUCUGGACAGGCUCCUGUCAAUAUACAAGUACUCCAUGCUUUUGAGAGAGAUGCACUGAAAGAUUCUACUGGAGAUGUAUUGAUUAUUGGCAAACUGAAGAAUCUUGUGCCAGUUUUAGUCAACUGCUUUUAUGGAUUAAUGCCAGUGAUCCAUCCUCAGCUGCAACUUGACUCACAUUCUUUUGUAUGUAUGCUCUCUAUACUUCAGAGCUUAGAUCAAGUUGUUCAAUACGUGUAUGAAGUCAGAAAGUAUCAACUGGAUCUACGUUCUUCAAUGUCCUUUUUUGUAAGCACAGAGAUCCCUAUACAGGAUGAGAAGGUCCCUUCUUCUUUGUUGGAUAGGUUGUUUGCUGCUUUUCCCAUGCAACAAGCACGCUCUCUUUCUAAGGAGAAUGAUCACUAUGAUCGCAGAUAUAUGAUAUUGAAUUCGGUAAUGUCCCGCAUAUUCUUCACUGUGAAUCAAUACAUCUGCCCGCUACCUAGUCUGCGUGAUAGAUUCUUGACCUUCGUAAUAAAUCAGCUCUAUGAGAUUGAUGAAAGUAACGUGUCUGAUAAAACAUUCUAUGACAAAUAUUUGCCUUCGCUGGUUCCCUUUAUUCCAAAUUUGGUAUUAACAGUAGAUGAUCAGGAACACCACCUUCUUAAGGCUUUCACCAUAGCAUUUGGAAAUUGCGGAACUAAUUCAUCAAUGAAAAUGGCCUGCCUGGAAGCAGUAGAAGAAUUGCUUGUUCUUAAACAAGAAAUUCUAUUUUCAGAUGUAAGCAAUAUAGAAUUACUGAAUUGUCAAAAGGCUUGGGUAUGCGAGAUUGGAUUGCUGCUGAAUUCACUUGGCAAUAGACUCCCAUCAAGCAACCAUGCAGUGUUGUGUCUUCUGCUUCGCCUAGGACAAAUAGGACUAUCAAACAGUGAUCUUGCCAUGGAAUAUGACAAAUUGCAAGAUGAAUUGCAGAAGUAUUAUUGCGUGAGCUCAGAGAAUGGUUAUAUAUGCUAUGGUCCUUUUAUAGAACUUCCAAAGGAAUCGCAGGAAAUUUCCAUUUCUUGUCUCUAUUAUUUUUCUUCUCUGAAAGGGAACUUACUUGCCUCAUUGGCGUUAUGCUGUUUAUCUAACUCCUUGGAAUCCUCUGUUGUAUUGCGGAUCAUGGAAGUUAUACAUUCAUCUUAUGAAGCUGGUCACGUCCAGCUUACAGACUUUAUCAGCUUUUUGGUGACUUUGCUUUCGCAAUAUGAAGUCACUCCAGAGGAAGCAUAUAGCAUCGCGAAGAAAGAGGCCAACUUAUUGACUUUUAAAUCUAUUACUGGACGUGUAUGCUCUUACUUGAGCCAGAUGGGAGAUCCAUCUCUAGUCUCUCAGAUAUUAGAUGAUGUUUUGCUUGAUCAUAUAUCACAGAAGUUACCUGUGGAUAAUACUUGUGCAUUGAUGGCGAUGCUUAUAAGUGUGAACUCCAGCCCAAAAAGAUUCUCAGAGAAAAGUAUCAUUAAGCUUGGUGACAUCAUUUUGAGUUACAUGAUUGAUAUUGCACUUUUAUUUCCAGCACAUGAGGACGGGCAAAUGGAAUCCAAGAGCUUAUGUACUUGGCAUUAUUAUCUACUUCCUUGCUUUUUCCUGUUGGAUCGAAGCCCCAUGAUCGCAAAACUUCUGUUAGAUAAAAUGGGAUCUUUGUUGGAUGAAUCUUGUGAAUUACCUUUCUUGAAUGACAUUCAGCUUAUACAAGAUCAUCCAAGAAAAAUAAAAGCUAUUUUUUCCAUCCUUUUAAUGAUGUCCAUGGAUACCAAAAUGCGAAAAGUUCUUUCUUCACGCAAGUCAGAGAUUGACAACAUUUUUCAGAUCAUACUUUUAGCACAGUCCUCAGUGAUGGGCCGUAUAAACUUUGUAGAGAAAAGCAAGUUGCAAGAUAUCAUAGAGAGGAUGAAGAAUCUGAUUACCGACAUAUUCAGCCUUACAUCCUGAUAAAGCAGUUUUUAUUGCUUAUUCCAUAUCCUCCUCUAUGGUUUCGCUUUGGCAGGGUUUUUUGAAGCAUGAUAUUGCAUUUAUAUUACCAAAUUCGGGAACACUUCGUGAUGUGCAUAUAAUUUAAUCCGAGGCGUUAUUUGGACUCAGAUCUCUACUCAAUUUUGAUAGAAUUUUGUUAGGUUAUUUGCAAAAUAUCAUCUUACAUUAUACAAUCCUUCCGUUUAAUUUUGUUAUUGGUUUAUGCUCACUCAUUAAUUCAUAAUUUGUAAGGGUUAAGAAUUUGUGAUGUUAAUUAAUAGAGAUAUUUAAUAAAUUAAUUUAUAUUUUUAAUUUCCAAUGUAAUUAACUUUAUACAUUUAAUGACAUUAUUA